This is a messenger RNA of Rhodofomes roseus, 3598 nucleotides long. Its product is annotated as aminophospholipid-transporting P-type ATPase. NCBI's taxonomy places the organism in Eukaryota, Fungi, Basidiomycota, Agaricomycetes, Polyporales, Fomitopsidaceae. Gene Ontology annotation, cellular component: trans-Golgi network; plasma membrane; endosome. Bases 118 to 3552 code for a protein of 1144 amino acids. The record is from RefSeq and is a predicted model, not a curated record. The transcript has 17 exons. Gene Ontology annotation, biological process: retrograde vesicle-mediated transport, Golgi to endoplasmic reticulum; phospholipid translocation; endocytosis. Gene Ontology annotation, molecular function: ATP hydrolysis activity; ATP binding; magnesium ion binding.
CUCACCUCCUCCGACCACCACUCCGACGCGACGGUACUACUGCGGCGUAGCACUCCCAAUCACUGACAGCAUUCUGGAUCUCUGGGUGUUUUCUUUUCUGGACUCUGGAGGGAGUCUAUGUCUGAGAUUCCCUUACACAAACUCAGGCGUCCCAGAAAGCUAUCCAAAGUCGGUUACGAGCGUCUCUCGAACAGCGCACCUUCACCCAACGGUGACGAACACGGCUCUCCGACCGACGGUAUGCCUCUGAGUCCGCGCGGAGCCGCGUCUGCGAGGCGGAAAGGUAAGCGGCGAGAGCGCUACAUCGACGAUGCGGACCACCCGGAAGAACAUGCGGGCCUCUUGGGCGAUGCGGAGGAUGUGCAGGAUGGAGAGUAUCGAGACGACGAAGAACAGGAACAUAGGGACCGUAGGGAGCCGUCGACACCGCGGUCACCUUGGUCGCGCAAGUUCAAGCCACCACAAGACAAAUCGAGAACAGUUCCGUUCAGGCCUCCAGACAAGUUACGCAGCCGCUUCCCGGCAAACAUUGUCCGGAACCAAAAAUACAAUGCCUUCACAUUCCUCCCGAUUGUAUUCUACGAACAGUUCAAGUUCUUCUUCAACCUCUACUUCCUGCUGGUCGCAUUAUCACAAUUUGUACCCGCACUGAAGAUCGGCUUCAUCGCGACCUAUGUCGCUCCCCUGGCUUUCGUCUUAUUUGUGACCAUGGGCAAGGAGGCAUAUGAUGAUUACAAGCGCAAUCUCCGAGACCGCGAAGCCAACUCUGCGCGCUACCUCAUCCUCACGCCUACUACCUCCAACUCCUCCCCGGACCUAGGUCGCGACGACGGCCCACACACGCGCUCUGUCCCGUCUUCUGCGCUCCGUGUGGGCGACCUCGUGCUUCUAGAGAAGAAUCAACGGGUCCCGACUGACCUGGUCCUACUGCGCACUUCGGACGCUUCGGGAACCUGCUUCAUCAGGACUGACCAGCUCGACGGUGAGACGGACUGGAAGCUGCGCGUCGCAGUGCCCACGUGCCAGAAGUUGCCAUCCGAGCGAGAGCUCAUGGAACUCGACGCGGAGAUCUACGCGGAUGCACCGACGAAGGACAUUCAUACGUUCAUCGGCACGUUCACAAUCAACUCACCGCGCUCUGCCUCGGAGGACGGUGUACCUAUGGUUCAGGUGCCCACCGUCGAGCCCCUCACGGCAGAGAAUGUCUUGUGGGCGAACACUGUUCUUGCGGCUGGCUCUGCCAUCGGCUUUGUCGUCUACACCGGCCCUGAGACACGCGCAGUCAUGAACACGAGCCAUCCUGAGACAAAGGUGGGUUUGCUGGACCUGGAGAUCAAUCGACUCGCCAAGAUCCUCUGCGCGGUCACGUUCGCUCUGUCGUUCGCUCUUGUCGCUCUGAAUGGCUUCCGUGGGCUGUGGUACAUCUACAUCUUCCGUUUCCUCAUCUUGUUCUCGUCCAUCAUCCCUAUCAGUCUUCGCGUGAACCUGGACAUGGGCAAGACGGUUUAUGCACAGCAGAUCAUGAGCGACAGCGAGAUCCCGAAUACGAUUGUUCGCACGAGCACGCUGCCCGAGGAACUCGGACGGAUAGAGUACCUGCUGAGCGACAAGACUGGGACUUUGACGCAAAAUGAGAUGGAGAUGCGAAAGCUGCACAUGGGCACGGUGUCGUAUGGAUACGACUCCAUGGACGAAGUCGUGCACCAGCUUGCCGUCGCGUUUGGAGCUUCUGCAGAGCAUGCGCAUAAACGCUUGGGCUCUACUACAACAGGGGCGCAACUUGCCACGAGAGGGCGUCGUGAUAUGUCCUCUCGCGUGCACGACGUCGUUCUCAGCCUUGCGCUCUGUCAUAACGUGACCCCGGUAACGAACGACGACGGCACCGUGACCUACCAAGCAUCGUCUCCGGACGAAGUGGCCAUUGUCAAAUGGACGGAGUCUGUCGGCCUGACGCUUACUUACCGCGACCGGACACGGAUUGAACUACAGACACCGUCCGGGACCCGCAUCACCUACGACGUCCUCGACCUCUUCCCGUUCACGUCGGAGUCGAAGCGCAUGGGCAUCGUCGUGCGCGACACUCAGACUGGCGAGAUAAUGUUCCUGCAGAAGGGCGCCGACGCGGUCAUGGCGAGCAUUGUGCAGCGCAACGACUGGCUGGAGGAGGAGUGCGCGAACAUGGCCCGUGAGGGUCUCCGGACGCUUGUCAUGGCGCGUCGAAAGUUGAGCGAGCAGUCGUAUGCAUUGUUCAAGGAGCGGCACCAUCAUGCGAGCAUUAAGCUCGAGGGUCGGAAUGAGGCCAUGGCUACAGUGGUGUCGGAGCUGCUCGAGCGCGACUUGGAGCUGCUCGGUCUGACCGGCGUUGAAGACAAGCUCCAAGACGAGGUCAAGUCGACGCUGGAGUUACUCCGAAAUGCUGGGAUCAAGAUCUGGAUGUUGACGGGUGACAAGAUCGAGACCGCGACAUGUAUCGCGAUCUCGACGAAACUGGUAGCGCGGAAUCAGUACAUCCACCAGGUCGCUAAAUUGAAGACAGCGUCAGAAGUUCGAGACCAGCUCGAGUUCCUGCAGAACAAGUUGGACUGUUGUCUAGUGAUCGACGGAGAGUCUCUGCAGCUGUGUCUGAACCUGUUCAAGAACGAGUUCAUCGAGAUUGCCACGAAGUUGUCGGCCGUCGUAGCAUGCCGUUGUUCACCUACUCAGAAGGCUGAUGUAGCACGUUUGAUCCGGCAUCAUACCAAGAAGCGUGUUUGCUGCAUCGGUGAUGGAGGCAACGACGUCAGUAUGAUUCAAGCCGCGGAUGUUGGUGUCGGAAUCGUUGGCAAGGAAGGCAAACAGGCUUCUCUCGCUGCGGAUUUCUCCGUCACGCAGUUCAGCCAUCUCACAAAGCUCCUCCUUUGGCACGGACGUAAUUCGUAUCGCCGUUCCGCAAAGCUGGCACAAUUCGUUAUCCAUCGCGGCCUCAUCAUCUCUGUGAUGCAGGCGGUGUUCUCUGCCAUCUUCUAUUUCGCGCCCAUAGCACUAUACCAGGGCUGGCUAAUGGUAGGAUACGCUACUGUGUACACAAUGGCGCCUGUCUUCUCCUUGGUGCUGGACCGGGAUGUCAACGAGGACCUUGCCUUACUGUACCCGGAACUGUACAAGGAGCUCACGAAGGGUCGUGUGCUAUCCUUCAAGACGUUCUUCAUGUGGUUGAUGAUCAGCGUCUACCAAGGUGCCGCGAUCAUGAUCAUGUCACUGGUGCUAUUCGAGAACGAGUUCCUAAAUAUUGUCUCGAUAUCGUUCACGGCGCUGAUCCUGAACGAGCUCAUCAUGGUGGCAUUAGAGAUCACGACAUGGCACAUCUACAUGGUGAUCUCGGAGGUGGCGACGCUCUUUUUCUAUGUCAUCAGUAUCGCGUUCCUUCCUGAAUAUUUCGAUCUCACAUUCGUCAUAUCUGUGCGGUUUGCCUGGAAGGUUGCCGUGAUCGUGGCUAUCAGCGCGUUCCCUCUCUAUAUCAUCAAGCUCAUUCGAAGUAGGAUAGCACCAGCAGCAUCUAGUAAACUGCUUUAACUUAUGCCUUGCUUAUGGGUAUUACGCGGAAUUACGAAUCUUUAAU